This is a messenger RNA of Oikopleura dioica, 657 nucleotides long. The record is from the annotation of a GenBank genome assembly. NCBI's taxonomy places the organism in Eukaryota, Metazoa, Chordata, Appendicularia, Copelata, Oikopleuridae.
AUGGCUGACGACGCGAAGGUUCAUCAACUCAAAGAAUUGGUUAUUCAAAAACUUAAUGAAGGUGAAUUCGCGGGACUCGGUGUGCCGAAAACCGACAACAUGCGAUUAAUUCGUCAAGGAAUCGAGCUGAAGCCGAAUCAAGCGGCGAUUUCGCAGUUUGUGAUGGCAAGUGGCGAUGUUCUCCACUCGCAGUUGCCCAACCCACUAUCUCUUCUCCUUCAAAGACGCAUGAUCAUUAAUCAAGCGGACGAGGAGCCGAGCAGAGAAGCGACGAAAAUGAGGAACAUGUCGAUUUAUCAGCGCAAUUUCGAAGAAUGCGUCAAGGCGUCGAAAAGAGGCAUCAAUCCGAGCGAAAGACCUCGUUACAACGAUCCAUCGCGCGAGCCUCCACGUGAUCCGAUCCUCCGAGAUUUAGGUGAUAUGGUGGACGAUCUUGGAAACGCGCUAAUUCAAUGGAGCAGCCAGCUUCAAAUCGCUGCGGAUGUGCUUUUGGCUGAUCGGAAAUAUAAAGACGACGGCAGGCUAGAAAGAGAGAGAUGGCUAAUUGAUAAUAACAUGCAAGCAGCGAGAUAUCUUUCCCCAAUUGUAAAGCAACUGUCAGCUUUCAUUUUUCCGAUAAAUCGUGGAGAAGACCCUCGAAUAUUCAAAGUAAAAUGA